This is a messenger RNA of Seriola aureovittata, 3103 nucleotides long. Its product is annotated as SUZ domain-containing protein 1-like. The record is from RefSeq and is a predicted model, not a curated record. The transcript is spliced from 4 exons. Lineage: Eukaryota; Metazoa; Chordata; Actinopteri; Carangiformes; Carangidae. The coding region runs from base 83 to 565 and encodes 160 amino acids.
CUCCGCCAAUUGUCCUCGACGUGAAUGGGAAAUAGUUAGCCGGCGGAGCCGAGGAGGUAACCAGCCAGUAGUCCUGUUAAACAUGGAGGAUGAGGAGGUUGCAGAGAGCUGGGAAGAGGCAGCGGACAGCGGGGAAAUAGAGAGAAGGCUUGAAGCUAAACUGAAAAUAAAUCAGGAGGCAAAGAAGUCCAGGUUGGGUUCAGGUGGUUCACCUGUGCAAACUGCUAUAGUAAUCCAGGAUGACUCUCUGCCUGCAGCACCCCCACCACAAAUUCGAAUUUUAAAGCGUCCUUCAAAUAACGGUACCACAGGAAACCCUGCAUCCUCGUCUCGUCCCUCUCAGCAGAUGAAGUCUUUGGCCCAGAGGGAGGCAGAGUAUGCAGAAGCCAGGAGAAGGAUUUUGGGUAGUGCUUCUUCAGAGGAAACUCCUCAGGACAAUCCAAGCCAGGACAGGCCAACUCGUCUGAGUGCGCAGCAACCACCAGAACCAGUUCGUCCAAACAAUCAUGUGAUCCGCCAGCCCACCGGCCCAGAUGGCACCUCAGGCUUUCGACUGUGCAGAUAAACUGGAGCUGCCUGCUGCAAGGAAACAGCUGUCUCCCUGAGAGGCCAUGAAGGGUGGCAGUUAAAGGGGUUGUCUGUGAUAUGAAGAGCAGAGUGGUGGGAUGACAUAAAAUUUGACAGACAUUAGAAAUAUGAAGGCGUUGCAUGGAUUGGGACGAUCUUCUCCACCCUCUCUCUUCUCUGCUUACUGGCAUGGUCUUUGCCUUUCGCCUUGUCUUCUCCCUUAUGUGGAUCGUUGCAAGGGGCUGGCAGAGAUCAGCCAAAGAUCUGAAACCCCUUCUGUUCCACACUGUGAACAGGUUUUUGCCUCACAUCCCUACACACUGUGAUACUUCGAUGUACCAUGAGGUGCCCUAUGAUUUUAAGUCUGAUUGGCCGGCCGAGUGCCAGGGUAUCAGGUGUCUGUCUCUUCAGGGAGAAUAAAGAGAGCUUGUGAAUCUGUGGGAAUUCCCCAGAGACAUGCAAACAAACAAACGGGCCUUUCCACUGAUGGUGCGUGGAUUAUGGCUGGGUGUCCACCGGGAAGCUGGCCUCAGUUUGUUGGGUUCAGUGGAAAUUAAGUGCUUGACAGUGCCGAGAGUUUACUGUGUGUUCAGCAGCUUCAGAACGAGGUGAUAGAAAGCCCUUUGAGUAAAAGUGCCCUGUGCUCAAAAGUGUGUUUUGAUACUGUAGUGGCCCAGACCAGCACUUUCAACAGUCCAUAGGCCUCUGUUUGGCACUGGUGGCUAUUGGAGAAACGCCCGGUGGGCACACAGCCUGUGGCCAAAGAUUAUAGAUCGGAAGGACAGUGUCACUAAAUCUAAGCUUAUUCAAGCAAUAAUAAUGAAAUUACUCCCUGAAUUUUGUUUGUUUUUUUAUGUAUUGACUAAUUACCUGUGCUGUGUUUUGUUUUAAACAGUUUACAUAGUAUUUUUCAUGUUUGUGUGUGUUUUUCUUUUUUUCUUUUUUUUUGAGUCAUAGUCUGUUUAAGUCAGGAGAUCAGUAGUUUGUACCAGAAUAGAUGAUGUAGUCUGCAUAGCAAACUUUACUUGUAGAGUCAUAUUAAAGUUCAUCAAAUAGGAAUAAGUCGGACCUAUCCAUGAAUUGAAAGAAGUAAUCAUGCAUCUUUGUCUUUGUUGUCUCACUGCUUCUAAUCGGUAUAGCUUAGUUGGAGCUUCUCUUACAGCCAAAUGCAAUUCAUCUGUCCAGCAAAGAAGACUUUGUUGCAGUAUGUGGACUGACGGUGUGCUAUUAAAAUGAUGGUUGUUAAUUGUUCAGAAAUAACAGUUUCAUGCCAAGCGUGUCAUAAUCCCAUGCUUCCUUUUGGCAAAUAUUCUGUCGGGGUCAGGGAAAAGUGUGAUUUAAACUAUGAAAAUUAUAUAGAAAUAAUAAUGGAAAUCUCACCUUUUAAUCAGUGUCCUGUAGAAGGAAGCCAGAUUCCACUUUCUGGUUUAGAUGAAUGUCCUCAGUGCUGUGUGUUUUGAUUUUGUUUUUUCCGCUCCAGGGUUUUACAACAUUGUCUGCUUUUUUGCAUCCAAUUGAAAAUGAAAGUUUGCAAACCAUGAAAUCAAUCAUGUAAUCAAUUACUGAUGACUUGCUAGUACUGACAGUUAUUGAAAGGUUCACAAUAAAUGAACCUGCAGCAAAUUUUUAACCUUUUAACACUUUGCCUUAAAUAACAAUUAUCCCUGGUUACAUUUUCCAUGGAUAGUUAUGUGUAGUUCAUGCUGGUUAAUCUUGCUUUUUGUGCACAUGUAGUAGGGCAAUUAUUUUGUUGUAAAUCCUACAUCCUACAUAUGUAAAUCCUAGAUAAUUGAUGCACAGUUGAUAGCCACACUGACCUAGAGUUAUAGGAAAAUACGAAACCACACUCAGUAAAUGUAAAGCAAAGCUUCUCUUGGAGAAGUGCUCCAUGGCUUUGCUUUCACCAUAAUUUGUCCCAAUAAUUCCAGGUAAAUAGAUUAUUCGCAGGAAGUGUAAUGAACUGAAACUAUAAUUAACAGUAAAUUAAACACCUUGCAGUGAGCGAAUCUGCUAUAGAGCAAACUGUUCAAUAUGGCAAAAACUGCUGCAUUUGUUCCACCUAUUCAACCUCACUACCUGCCAAAGAAUAAGAAACUUCAGGUCAGAGGAGUGCAUCGUUCACUAAUGAUCUCUGGGAAUUUAAGUUAGAGUAGAACUGAAGUUUUUUUGCUGUUUGAGGACAGAAAGCUAAUAAGUUCUCUGUUGCAGUUCUAAUAUCUCGGUAUUUUUGUUUUAUGAGAUAAUAUACGCUGUUUGAAGGAGUGACAUGAAAGGUUGUAACGUCACUGAUUUCUAUUCAUGCGUGUAAUACACUCCUCCCAGGGACUGGGAUGAAAUGAGAGGGGUUUGUUAUAAAUUUAAAUUGAUCACUAAAAGCAAAUGACCAUGCUGUAUAUGUGUGAUUUUACCCAUGAUGCUUUGUUUCAGACAUUCACAGCUCCUGUUGUGUUUGUGGCUGGUUUGAUGUCAUUGUUAUUUUGAAACUUGAAAAACACAUGAAAUUUGAAUACCCUUUAAUAAACACACUUCAAGGAGA